UAUUCACGGCAUUUGGCAACUAAUCGCGUCACGGGAACCGAGCUGGUUCAAAAGCUGGUUCAGGUGGACAGCGAGUUUACUUCCUAUGUUAUUAUCCCUCAUGGCUCUCGUAUCUAGCAUCAUCGGUGUACAUGUCUCUGUUACUCAAGACUGGAUCACGUCGAAGAUUCUUCUUAACAGCACGGUCCCCAAUACGUUCAAGAUAUCCGCCGCUGCACUUGCGGAUAUAUACAUCAGUUUCGCUCUUUGCUGGACGCUGCGCAGCCGGAUGACGGGCUUCAAACGCACGGACAAUAUCCUCCAGAAGCUUGCUGUAUGCAUGAUCCAUCGCGGUGUUCUAACAACUGUGAUACAGAUUGCGUUGAUGGCAGCGUACCUGAACUCCAUAAAUCAAACCAAGAUGACCUGGGUCAUCUUUCACUGCGCAGGAGGCAAGAUCUACGUGAACUCGAUGAUGGCAGUUUUGAAUGCGCGCCAGCACCUCAAGAGCGGUGUGUCGCACAUAUCCGCCACUUUUACUUAGAAGACGACCGGUGUGCCCCCAGAAGUUGUGCGAACAGAGCACAAGCCUGUACUGUAGCGUAGCAGUAUACGUAUAACGAAUGUUUCUGUUGGUGCACAACUGCUCCAAG
Molecule: messenger RNA, 632 nt
Organism: Rhodofomes roseus
Lineage: Eukaryota; Fungi; Basidiomycota; Agaricomycetes; Polyporales; Fomitopsidaceae
Exons: 12
Coding region: 86-523 (145 amino acids)
Source: RefSeq, a predicted model, not a curated record